Molecule: messenger RNA, 2228 nt
Organism: Prunus mume (Japanese apricot)
Lineage: Eukaryota; Viridiplantae; Streptophyta; Magnoliopsida; Rosales; Rosaceae
Product: alpha/beta-Hydrolases superfamily protein
Biological process (GO): lipid metabolic process
Molecular function (GO): triacylglycerol lipase activity
Source: RefSeq, a predicted model, not a curated record
UCCAAACCAAAAAAACAAAUCCACAAACAGAGACACUUGCAGAAACAAAUUAAAAGCUGCCAAACCAAAAGCACUUGCACUCUGCUCCAGCUACCUAUGCAUACGUAACAUCCUUUACCCAUUUUUGCUUUCCUCCCCUUUCCAGAACAAAAUCUUUUGUUUUUGUUUUUGUUUUAUUUAUGAAAUUAUAAAUACCCCAUUCAUUAUUUCUCUCUUCCAACUUCAAAAUCAUUUAAAGUCUCAGACUUUUCCAUAAAAACCAAUUCAACUGCAAUGGAUAACCACCGCCAUUUUGGAGUUGAUCAUGAUGGUGAUGAUAUUGACGGUGAUGAUGAGUUUAGGUACCUGAUCGUACGGCCAGAGAAGGGAGGACUCAGGGACUUGUUUAGGUACUCGGUGUUGCAAAAUGUAGACAGUGGGGUUCGGUUUCUUGAGGGCUCAGACGAAGAAGUGGUGGGUAGAGUGGCAGGGGAUCACAGAUGGGUCAUAGUGGUGUCCAUAAUUGCCCGGAAAAUCAUAGGCCUUUUUGGGAAGCCUCUGGAGUGGACUGGCUACCUUGUUGACUUCAUCCUCAACCUCUUGUCUCUCAAUGGAGGCCUCUUUGGCUUGCUCAUAACUCUGCUUUAUGGAAAAGUCGUGGUGCCGCAGAGGGGCACAGAGACUUUCAUAAGUACAAUUGGACAUUUUGAUGGGCGGACAGACCUCUACAAGGGUGAAAACUUAGCAGAAACAAGCCUAAAAGCUGAACUGGGUAACAACAGGGCUCUCAUGGAUCUCUGUAUGAUGGCUGCCAAGUUAGCAUAUGAGAAUGCACAAGUCGUUAGAUAUAUCGUGGUUGACCAUUGGAAGAUGCAUUUUGUGAAAUUCUACAAUUGCUGGAAUGAUUUCCAAAAGCAGAUGUCCACCCAAGUGUUCAUGCUUUGUGACAAGCCUAAAGAUGCAAAUUUGAUACUGAUCAGCUUCAGGGGAACAGAACCUUUUGAUGCCGAUGAUUGGAGUGCCGAUUUUGACUACUCUUGGUAUGAAGUUCCCAAAUUGGGGAAAGUACACAUGGGAUUCUUAGAAGCCUUAGGCUUGGGGAAUAGAACUAAUGCUGUAACCUUCUACAAUCAACUCAUAGAGAUGCAGAAAGAAUUCACCUCUGCAAAUUGUGUUGAUGUUAGCCAAAGAUCUUCAGAAGGUUCCAAAGCAUCAUCCUCAAACAUUGAUUCUCACAUGAAACAAGGUGGAGGUGAUCGGUUUAGCAAGAAGAUAGUUCCACCAGACAUGGGGGAGAAGUCUGCAUACUAUGCUGUGAGAAGAAAGCUCAAGAGCUUACUUGAGGAGCACAAAAAUGCAAAAUUCGUAGUUACCGGGCAUAGCCUAGGUGGGGCACUUGCCGUACUGUUCCCAUCAGUGCUGGUGUUGCAUGAGGAGAUGGAGCUGAUGCAAAGGUUGCUGGGUGUGUACACAUUUGGGCAGCCCCGGGUAGGUAAUAGGAAACUGGGGAGGUACAUGGAAGCCCAUUUGAAUUCUCCGGUCCCAAAGUACUUCAGGGUUGUCUACUGCAAUGAUCUUGUGCCCAGGUUGCCUUACGACGACAAAACCUUCUUGUAUAAGCAUUUUGGGGUGUGCCUUUACUAUGACAGCCAAUUCAAUGAACAAAGAAUGGAGGAGGAACCAAACAGAAAUUACUUUGGAAUAAGAUAUCUGAUACCAGAAUAUCUGAAUGCUGUUUGGGAGCUGAUAAGAGGUUUAACAAUGGGCUACACAUAUGGACCAGAGUAUAGAGAGGGUUGGUUCUCCAUUUUGCUAAGGAUUAUAGGACUGGUGGCUCCUGGUGUCUCUGCACAUUGCCCUACAAAUUACGUCGAUUCGGUGAGGCUGGGAAAGGAGCGCAUUGUUCAGAUGUCUUCUUUUUAAGAAGCUUUUCUUGCAGAUGAUGAUAAUAUGGCUUUUAGUCAUAUGAUAAAUAUAGCUCUGGCUUUAGUGUACAAGUAAUGUACCUUGUGAAGUUCUUUUUUACGGUCAAAUUCCUUGUCACUAAUAAAAAAAAUGGACCUAAUAAUUCCUUACCCACAAUUUAGGUGUAUUCUCAUUCCUAAACUGUAGGGAUUAUUGAUGAAUAUAUUUUAGGUGCCUUGAAGAACAAGUACCCUAAGUUUAUCUUCCUCUCUUAAUCAUGCAUGAAAAAGAGGUUGAAACACUAAAAGUACAAAAACUUCUAUUUAUGUUAUAUGCAAAGAUUU